AUGAAGACAGUCGUCAUUGUGGGAGGCUCUUUUGCCGGGCUAUCUACGGCCCAUCGGAUAUUGAAGCAAGCCACCAAGACGGGUCUGUCCGCUAAGGUGGUCGUUGUGUCACCGAAUUCUCACUUUUACUGGAACGUUGCUUCGCCUCGAGCUUUGCUACCAGGGCAAAUUGCCGACGACAAGAUAUUUAAACCCAUCGCCGAAGGCUUCAAGCAGUAUCCAACAAGCCAGUUUGAAUUAGUCGUGGGUUCCGCCAAAGGCCUCGAUGUAGCGGCCCGGAAAGUCGAAAUCUCAACUGGCCCAGGUGGCAACGGCGCCACCACUAGCCUUGACUAUGAUUUCCUCAUUCUUGCGACUGGAUCCAGAACAAAGGAAGCCAGCGAUGGCGUUCAAAUGCCCUUCAAGAACUUGGGUUCAACCGAAGAAACAAAAGAUGCUCUGCAUGAAUUUCAAGAGGCGGUGAAAAGGUCCAAGACAAUUGUCAUCGCUGGUGGUGGCCCGACUGGAGUUGAAACUGCGGGUGAAAUAGCUUUUGAGUAUGGACGUGCAAAGAAAGUUAUCUUGCUCACAAGCGGACAGACUGUUCUUGAUGGCUCAAUGACGAGUGUAUCAAAUUCGGCAAUCAGCAUUCUAAAAGAUCUCAAAGUUGAUCUAAGGCUACGGACAAAAGUCUCUAGCUCCCGCCAGGCGACACCAGGUGGUCCACAAGAACUCAUCCUUUCCGACGGCUCCCACUUGACGGCAGAUCUCUAUAUCCCCACGCACGGCAUUACCCCAAACUCGUCUUACAUCCCCAGUAAAUAUCUUAACGCUGAUGGGUUCGUUGUCGUGAACGAUCAUCUAAAAAUAAAAGGUCUUGAGAAUGAACCUGUGUGGGCCAUUGGGGACGUUUCCGAUCGAGAAGCACCACAAUUCAUGUUUGUUGACAGGCAGUCAAACCAUGUGGUCAAGAGCCUUUUCUUGGCCCUCGAGAAGAAAGAUCCAGUACCAUAUAAGAUGGGAUUUUCAGGAAUGGGUCUUCAAAUCGGUAGAAAGACAGGAACCGGCCAGAUUGGAUUUAUAAGACUACCGGGGUUUUUGAUUCAUUUCCUGCGAAAAAACCUUUUCUUAGAAAGGGUUCCGUCGUUUAUCGAUGGUUCCGAGUUCUGA
Messenger RNA from Talaromyces rugulosus, 1149 nucleotides. RefSeq lists its product as uncharacterized. Gene Ontology annotation, cellular component: cytoplasm. The record is from RefSeq and is a predicted model, not a curated record. NCBI's taxonomy places the organism in Eukaryota, Fungi, Ascomycota, Eurotiomycetes, Eurotiales, Trichocomaceae. The transcript has 3 exons. Gene Ontology annotation, molecular function: electron-transferring-flavoprotein dehydrogenase activity; flavin adenine dinucleotide binding. Bases 1 to 1149 code for a protein of 382 amino acids.